This is a messenger RNA of Notolabrus celidotus (New Zealand spotty), 2884 nucleotides long. RefSeq names its product RAS related 2 (gene rras2). The record is from RefSeq and is a predicted model, not a curated record. The coding region runs from base 320 to 928 and encodes 202 amino acids. Lineage: Eukaryota; Metazoa; Chordata; Actinopteri; Labriformes; Labridae. The transcript has 6 exons. Gene Ontology annotation, molecular function: GTPase activity; GDP binding; GTP binding. Gene Ontology annotation, biological process: signal transduction. Gene Ontology annotation, cellular component: plasma membrane.
GCGCCAGACAUUAGUACUGGCCUGGCUGCUCACUCCUACUUUCGGAACCACAGCUUGAACAUCGCAGUGCUGUCGAGGCUGAAACACGGUCAGGCGUAUGGACAGGCGCCCGUAGCUCCGGGACCCCCGUUAUCUACCCGUGCACUAAACGGACUACACCGACCCACGAGUCAUUUCAGCAGCAUAUCUCUCUGGGCUCGGUUGUCUUCUGCUCUCCGCUGCAGGGCCUCUUCAGUUUUGAAAAAGUGGGUGUUUGCUGCUCACUGGUGAUCCGGCAGCAGAGCGCAGAGGCGGCGGCGGCGAAGGCGAAGUGUCCUCGAUGGCAGGCUGGAAGGACGGCUCGGUGCAGGAGAAGUAUCGGCUGGUUGUGGUCGGAGGUGGCGGUGUCGGGAAAUCAGCCCUGACUAUCCAGUUUAUCCAGUCAUACUUCGUCACUGACUAUGACCCCACGAUUGAGGACUCCUAUACUAAGCAGUGUGUGAUCGACGAAAGGGCAGCCCGGCUCGACAUCCUCGACACGGCUGGACAGGAAGAGUUUGGAGCCAUGCGAGAACAAUACAUGAGGACAGGGGAGGGCUUCCUGCUCGUCUUCUCCGUCACUGACAGAGGAAGCUUUGAAGAAAUCUAUAAAUUCCAAAGACAAAUUCUCCGGGUGAAGGACAGAGAUGAGUUCCCGAUGAUCCUUGUAGGAAACAAAGCAGAUCUGGAACUACAGAGACAAGUAACCCAGGAAGAAGGUCAGCAGCUGGCCAGACAACUGAAGGUCACAUAUAUGGAGGCUUCAGCCAAAAUCCGUAUGAACGUAGACCAGGCUUUCCAUGAGCUGGUUAGAGUAAUCAGGAAAUUCCAAGAACAGGAAUGUCCACCGUCGCCGGAACCUACGAGGAAAGAGAAAGACAAGAGCGGCUGUCAUUGUGUGAUCGUCUGAGUCGGCCUUAUCACUGUAACUCAUGCAGCUACUCUGUACCCCUUCCCACCCUCCUCCUCCUCCUCCUCCUCCUCCCCCUCCACCCACUCUGCCUGACAUCACAUCCUCAGAGGAUGACUGACCGCUGCCUUCUCCACGUGCAUGACUUCAGACAGCCUUUUCUGAGAUACUCUGACCAGGAAGUGCUGUCCCCAGGACAUCACUAUGGACAACUGACAAUGCCAAAAUUUAACACCACUCUACCUUCAGCCGUAAUCUAAUCCAUAUGAGAGAGUCCCAACACUAAACAUUGCCUUCUAAAUCAGCCUGACAGAUUAAUGUUUUGUACUCUGAAGGACUUCUCUUGCCUUGUAGUGACAUUUGUACUUGCUACCGAGAUUGAAUGAAAACUAUAUAUCCAGAAUGUUAAUGAGUUUCUUUAGUUUUCCAGAGUCUGAGCAGAGCAGAGAGAUUAUCUUAUGAAGCUUUGUGUAUGUUGUGCCAUAUCCACCUUUACUCCCAUGUGCUAAUCUGCUACUGUACAUAUGUGACAUUUGUUGUGAUUUUCAAAGUGUAUUUCUAAUGAACUAUUAAAUCACCACAGUACAGUGUGUGAGGUUGACUUUGGUUUUACAUAUAUGAAAGUGAAUAUAUAAGUAUGUAUAUAAAUAUAAUGCCUAGACAGCCCUUAAAGCUACAAUGAUAGAACUUUUUGGCAUUCUGCAGUGGAUUCUUUACUUUGUCUGUGGUUUCUGCUUUCAUCUCAAUUGCCAAAUAUGAAGUGUCUGCUGUACUAGAUUUUUAAAAGUCUUAUGGAUUGACAGAUUUUUAUCCUUUGCCAUUUCAUCAAUGUACUGAAAGUAGCAAAACUGUGUGAGUUUCUUUCCGAGAAGGUGGCAGCUCCAUCAAACUUGGACAUCCUGCAGAUUUCUUAGAAGCAGUAGAUCAAUCAAUCAGUAGCAAACUGCAUAUCUUUGACAAGUAACACGAUUUGUGAAACACUGAACACUGUAUUCAACUUGAUGUUAUCAAGUCCAUUUCAGCAAAUCAAGAAAAUCAAGGAUCAUUCCAAUGUGGCGCAUCUCUUCUGUCAAACACGUAGACUUCAGUACAAAUAGCUGUUAUAUCAUUCCAGUAACACAGUGGCAAAGUGUUUGUUUUGUGUCUUUAUAUUGCUCUGUUAGAUAACUUUUACCCCGGGAGAGAUGGAAACAAGGAUGAGAGGAAGUAUUGAGGUGAACAUCGUUAUACAAGCACUCUUCUUUUAGGACAUGAACUGACUGGACCUGCCACCUGUGGAGCUUCAUCACCACAGACACAAAACACUGUUCUGCCUUCUUUUUCCACCUCUGUACUUCUGUUCAGGCUUACUAAUGAAGUACUGCAGUUUGUUUUUCAUAUCAUCAUCUUGUAAUAUAAACAACCAGAAAAUCAAACGAUGGAAGUGAUGGACUUGAUUAAAUGUUUCUACUCUACUUUUAUACAUUAUUUUCUUAUCAAACUAGUUGACAAGUAUUUUUAUAUGUUUAUAAGUGAAUACACAUUCACAGCACAGCUGUGUAUAUAUGUAAAGAGGAAUAUUUAAGUCUCUUGAUUGUGUUCAGCUGAAGAUGACUGUUGGCCCAAAUUUGAAAAAUUGGAUUCUCUCCCAAGAUGUGACCAAGAAUGUUUUUUUUAUUUCCUAUUGUGGCUUAAUACUAAAAUAAUAACCAUCUUGAGGUGUUCACCGCCAGCUCAGAGUGUAAAACACCAGGUCAGGAAGUAAAGGUUUUAAAUAUGAUUCUGGUCUUUACACAGAGCUUCUAAAUUUACGAAUGAAUUAUUAAAAUCACUGAUGUUUGAAAUCCCAACUUCCCAAAGUAUUGCAAAUCCAAGUGUACAUCCAAAUCAUGCGUUUUGUCUUCCUUUUCUCCCAUAUCAGUGUCUUUUGCCCUGUGUGUAGCUUUUGGUGCUAAAAUAAAAUCUGUCAUUGAGCCA